UGAGUGCGGCGGUGUGUGCGGUUCUGCUGCUGCACGCUGUUACAGGUGAGAUCAGCCUCCAGCAGGGGGAGCCACUGCGCUGUCGUCUGGGCAUGGUUCCAUGUAAGGACGGUUCGGACUGUGUGCUGUUUAACCAUGUGUGUGACGGGGAGAUAGACUGCGCUGACGGUUCUGAUGAAGAGGACUGCGCCACAGAGUGCAGGAAAGGUCAGUUCCAGUGUGCACACGGUAAGAUGUGUAUUGAACAGAGUCAGGUGUGUGACGAUGUGGCUCAGUGCCAGGACCGGUCAGAUGAAUUGGACUGCUUUAAGCCGGAGGAGGGCUGCGGACACAGAUGCGGUAAACUCUGCCUGUCUGACGUUUUUGUCUGCGAUGGACAGGCGGACUGCGAGGACGGCAGCGACGAGGCCGACUGCGAUGAUGAACCCGAUGAAGCUGAAGAGAUGGAAGUUCUUGGUGCUGUUAGGACUGACCCCCCUGCUGUCCAGCCUCCCCUGCGCUGCCUGUUGGGCUCCUGGGCAUGCAGAGACGGGAGCGAAUGCAUUCAAAACACCCACGUAUGUGAUGGAGAGAAGGACUGCAGGGACGGCUCAGACGAACAGGAGUGCACUCAGGAGUGUGAAACAGGUCAGUUCCAGUGUGCACACGAUAAGACGUGUAUUGAGCAGAGUCAGGUGUGUGACACCGUGGCUCAGUGCCAGGACCAGUCCGAUGAAAUGGGCUGCUUUAAGCUGGAGGAGGGCUGCAGACACCAGUGCGGUAAACUCUGCCUGCCGGGGUUCUUCGUCUGUGAUGGAUAUCUGGACUGUGAGGACGGCAGCGACGAGGCCGACUGUGGAGGAGGGACCUGCAGCAAUACAGAGUUCCAGUGUGCUAGUGGUCAGUGUGUACCAAUUCGUGGGCGCUGUGAUGGCAACCCGGACUGCAGGGAUCACUCGGAUGAGAAAAACUGCACUAACUGGACUGAGUGCCAUGAAGCAAGCUGUGUGGAGUCUCCGGUGCAGUGUGGGCAGUUUCAGUGGCCGUGUGUGUCUAAGACGCAGUGCGUUCCUCAGAGCUGGCGCUGCGACGGCACCAAAGACUGCGCAGACGGGAGCGAUGAGGCUGCCUUCACAGCAAUGUCACAGGAGUCUCUAGAGUGGUGCUUACCAACACUGCUCCUGGAGAUCUACCUUCCAGCAGGCUUUAGCUCUAACUGGGUGUUUUGUAAUUUAGGUUAUGCUGUUUUUUCUCCCGUCAGCUUUAUCUGUCUCUCUGUGUGUUCAGGUGACGUGUCUUGCCCUCCUCAUCAGUUCCAGUGCAGAAGCUCAGAGUGUUUGGACCCCUCUCUCCUCUGUAAUGGAGAAACAGACUGUAUAGAUGGGUCAGAUGAGGGCGGGACCUGUUCCACUGAUACAUGCACUGACCAAUCUCGGUGUGCACAUGACUGCUACAGCACACCCACAGGAACAAGUUGCUGGUGCAGGGUGGGCUACAGGCCUGUAGGUGGCGCUGUGGAGUGUGUGGACGUGGACGAGUGUGUGGAGACUCCAGCAGUGUGCGCUCACUCCUGUAUAAACUCUGUUGGGUCGUUCCAGUGCUCCUGUAACCAUGGUUACCUUUUGGGUCCUGAUGGACAUACCUGCACAGUUGCAGGUGAGUCAUACCUGCUGGCCUCUGUCCAGUCUGAGCUGCUUCUGCUGGACCUGCAGACCUCCAGCUUGGAUGUGCUGUUCUCCUCAGAGACGCUGCCUGCUCUGUCUCUGGACUACGACCUGCAGAAACAGAGAGUGUACUGGGCAGAUGCAGAGGCUGUGAAGUGGAUCACGCUGGACAAGAAGAGCAGAGGAACUCUAGUGGGAGGUGUGAGGGCAGGCAGCGUGGCGGUGGACUGGGUGGGUCGGAGCCUGUACUGGACGGACAGAGUGGACGGUCAGAUAAACGCUGUGGGGCUGGAGGGCUCGGAGCCUGUGGUUAUAAUGGAGAAGGACGUGGAGGAGCUGCAGGCGCUGGCCCUGCUGCCUCAGAAAGGGCUGAUGUUCUGGUCAGAAACUGGGGAUGAAGCUCAGAUAGGAAGAGCAGGGAUGGACGGAUCAGACAGACGAGUGCUGGUGCAGGACUCUGUACGCUGGCCUGUGGGUUUGGCUGUCGAUUCUCUGAAGGAGCGCCUGUACUGGACGGAUGAGCAACUGCACUGCAUUGGAUCAGCCACACUGGACGGAGAUGACGUCAAGUUACUGCAGCUGAUGGAAACCCCCAGUCCGUUCUCCUUGUCCGUGUUCGGUGAUGUGGUCUUCUGGUCAGACAUUCAUAAAGGAACCAUCCAGAGAGCCCACAAAGUCACAGGCAAACAGCCACAGGUCUUGCUCGACCGCCCCGGACGGCCUCUCGACCUCAAGGAAAGUACAGCUUUCACCUUAUUCAUCAAAACGGCACCCGGUCUGAAAGGUGUGUGUAAGUGUCCAUCUGAACUCGAGCUGGAUGAGGACAGACUCAGAUGCUACGAACCCAAAGACCACACCUUCCUCUUGCUCCUGUCCCCGACUGCAGUAACACAGGUGAACCUGCAGAGCCGUGAUACAGGUGUGGGUCUGCAGGACUGGCCGGAGCACCGGAGGAUCGACCUGCCCGGUGUGCAGGAGCUGAAGAAGCUGGACCUGGUCAUUCAGGACAAGGCUCUGUACGUGUGGGAUGCAGGCCAAACGGCUGUGGGAGCUUUCAGGGUGAAGGACUCGGGGGCGUCGCGGCGUGGAUCACUGUUCAGCCUGCUGAACGAUAUGCUGGCCGCAAUGGCCGUGGACUGGGUCACUCUGAACCUGUACUGGAGCAGCAGCAGUCAGUCUGGCCUCUGGGUCACCUCAGCUAAGGGCACUCAGACUGCGCUCAUCCUGCAGGACGAGGUCAGGAACGUGAGCUCCAUCACCCUGCAGCCUGUGGCUGGCCGGAUGUGCUUCACUAACAGUGUCCAGCUCAGCAGGGUCCAGCUGGAGUGCUCUUAUAUGGAUGGACAGAAGCGGAACGUGGUGUGGGUGGACGCUGUUCAGCCGGUCUCACUGAGUCUGUCUAAUGAAGAGAACCGGCUGUACUGGGCCGAUACCAGUCUCGGAGUCGUCGCCUCGGUUGGGCUUGAUGGCACUGAUUAUAAGGAGAUAAGAACAGAGGAGGGCUUGGUGACCUUUACUUUGGCCAACAAAGUCCUUGUCUGGGUCACUAAAGAGAGGUUAGUGAGACUUUAUUCCAUGAAAUGCUGGUUCAGUGAUGACCAGCAGAGGGCGACACUGUGGUUUGAAGUGAAAGCUGAAGUUGUAGAUGUGAAAGCCUUCAGUAAAGCCGGUCAGACAGGCAGUAACUCCUGCUCUAUCAGUAAUGGAGGCUGUGCUCAGCUGUGUCUGCCGUAUCCCGGAGGCCGGACGUGUCUCUGCGGCAGCGCUUUUCUCUCUGCUAAUGAAACGGGCUGUGUGCCGGACCCCCGCUGCCCCUCAGGAACGCAGCCGUGCGUGAGUGGGGAAGAGUGCGUGUCCCAGGAGAGAUUCUGCGACGGCCGGCCGGACUGCGCCGACCGAUCGGACGAGAUCUGCGUCCAGGGCAAAGCUACAGCUAUUGAUGACCGCGUUCGUCCAGGCUCUGAAUCCCCGCCGGCUGGACCGAGGUCCUUCAACACCUCUGUUUUGGUGAAGAAGCCGGGUUCUGACGUCAACCUUUCUCACAGUCCGAUAUUCCCUCCUCCUGCGACUCCGCGGAGUCGGGAUAACGUUUUGGUGAAAAGCCAGGACCCUGAUACUCGUCCCGGUUCUAUAGCCCCCUCCCCCACCGCACUGGGCUCGGACAGUGGCGUUAAAGUAGACAGCGUGGACGCGGAGGCGUGCGGUGUGAGACUCUGUAACGGUAACGGUGAGUGUGUGUUGCAGGACGGAGCGACCGUGUGCCAGUGCGCGGCUGGGUACAGCGGGCCGCACUGCGAGGAGCCGCUGGGCGGCAUUGUCCAGGGGCCGGUCAUUUACGCAGCUGGAGGGCUGUGUGUGGCUGUGAUCGUGCUGGGAGUGACCAUUGGAAUCAUGCAGAAGAGAAAAGCUGCACAUCAGAGGCAGGCAGGAGCGAGAGAGACCAGAAUGCAAGACCUGGAGAAGAGAGGAGAGCCCACACCCGCACCACCAAACGGCAAAGAGUCCGAACACACUGAGAACACUUGA
Messenger RNA from Colossoma macropomum (tambaqui), 4169 nucleotides. It is a transcript of the gene lrp13a, whose product is annotated as low-density lipoprotein receptor related-protein 13. The record is from RefSeq and is a predicted model, not a curated record. Gene Ontology annotation, molecular function: calcium ion binding; protein binding. Lineage: Eukaryota; Metazoa; Chordata; Actinopteri; Characiformes; Serrasalmidae.